This is a messenger RNA of Dendroctonus ponderosae (mountain pine beetle), 3223 nucleotides long. RefSeq lists its product as uncharacterized. The record is from RefSeq and is a predicted model, not a curated record. Gene Ontology annotation, cellular component: nucleus. The coding region runs from base 396 to 3200 and encodes 934 amino acids. Gene Ontology annotation, biological process: cell population proliferation; positive regulation of protein phosphorylation; DNA damage response. Lineage: Eukaryota; Metazoa; Arthropoda; Insecta; Coleoptera; Curculionidae. The transcript is spliced from 13 exons.
UAAGUGCGCUUUUAUACUGAGUGAAACCUGACUUAGUAGACCUGUGAUCAUCUGUGAUCUUGUGCGCAGAACUCAAAUUCAUCAGGUUCCAUAUAAUUAUUAUCAAUUUAGUAAAGACGACACUCGAGAGGUUAUAGUUGAAUAGUCGAUUAUCACCAGCACAGCGUUCGUCUAGUGAUCCACGGGUAUAUUGCGCGAUGUUCUUUCAGAGGAAUCAUGAUUGAUUGAGUCAAUUUAUAUUUGAAAUUGUGUGCCUUAGUUGGGUUACUGUGUCACGACAAGUGUUUCUUCAGGACGUUCAGUGACUACAAGUUACCGCUACAGAAACCGGAUAAACAACCCAUCAUCGAAAGAAUUCGAAAGCAAGUAAUGAUACGAGCUGGAUAUACUUUAAGAUGGAAUACAACUAUGCGGACCAUCUGGAUCUGGAAUGGGAAAGCUUGCUGAAUGGCUAUUUGAAGUCGUUUUCCUGCGAAAGGGAAGGCAAAGGGGUCAACUACGACGAAGUGCUCGCAAAAAUAUUUUCCUCAGAUAAUGAAGUGGAACAGGAAACAAACUAUAGAGACAAAGAGCAAUGCGAAAAAUGCCUAUCUGAGUCGCUAAACUUCCUAUCGAAAAGAGCCACUUUGCCUAGACAAAGCCAAAUUAGGUUUUUACUGACUUUAGCCAAAUUCACCUCAAGAGACGAAACCUGUUUUAUAAAUUUAACGGCAAACAAUGUUCUGCCGGGAUUGCUGUACGUCUCAAAACCCACCGACAUUCCCUUUGAAAAAGAGACGAAAAUCCUGUUUCUGGAGCUUCUGGAUUCGUUCCUGGAGCAUCAGAGCGGAAUUAAUGGACUGAUGGAAACGAAAUACUGGACAUAUGCCUAUAAAGUGACUUUAGACCAUCAGGGACUAGAUGAGGAAGUUACUACCAUUGGGUACAAAUUCCUGACAAAACUCCUAGACAAAAUGCAUAGUUUUAACAGUGAAUCAUGCUAUUCAGUUCUACAUGUAUUAGCAGGACCACUAUUAAGUUCAGCCCGAAUAAUCGAAGCAACACGAUCAAACAGUCCAAAAGAACACUUUCAAAUGAUACAAGAUCUAAAGCCCAGCUUAUUGUGUUUGGUUGAAAUCCAGGAAAGAUUACUCGAAGCGUAUACUGCUGGAGUGUUGCAUUUGAUGGUUAAUCUUGAGGUUGAUGUAGCAAGUGAUACGAUUUCGAAAACUACAAACGAUAAAGUCGCAUGUCUUAGCUUAGAUCGAAUAGUGUUAACUUUGUCUUUUUUUAAACUCGCUGAUAUUUUCGAUGGUAUUAAGUCCAUUAAUGAAGACCCCCUUGCUAUCACCGGCUUUUUGAGAAUAGCAGAGACUGAAACAGAUAAAGGGUUGAUAGAUUUGGUGUUUGAGCUGUAUUACUACGCCUUGAAGUACCUGAAAAACAUAUCGGAAAAGCUGCCAAAAUAUACACUGAAAGGAAAAAAUCUUGAUAUUGAAAAUGAACUUGUCGGUUUGCAAUUGGAGCUUAUUUUGCUGAUCUCGGAAAAGUUGGGACAUCAGUUGCUCAAAAAUCUCGAUUUAGAUAUGAUGCGAAUGACGUACGUCUCAAAACUGGUUCAAAAUUUCAGCUUCAACUCGCUUCAAGUUGGGCAAAAAAUCCGGAAAAACAUUCCUUUGCUUCCUUUUGAGGCAUUCAGCGACUCGGUGAAAGUCAUAAUCCGCUCGCGACAUCUGUACUCAAAAGAGCAUUUGGGCACCGUUUUCGAAACGCUCAUUUACUCAAUGCAGGAUACAGUUGACUAUGUAAAACAAGUCGUAAGUCAGCAACAAGCCCCUGAAGCCGGACUUAAAACCUACAUGCUGCAACUCUUGACCGCUAUGUAUAUUUUCAUCGAAUCUUUUAACUUAGGAUGGUCCGAUAGUGUUAAAAUAUUGGAAUUGUCUUAUAUUCUGAAUUCGGGAUGCACAGCUUAUCAGUGGCCAACACCGAUAGUUGUGCAAGCUUGCAAACUACUCGAGCUGGUAAUUGCAAGACGACUAUCGCCUUCAAUGUCUUUACUGAUAGACUGCAACGAAGAUCUAACCGAAUUAGGACCUACAUUGUAUCACAAAUGUUUCACAACUGAAUGGGAAGUUCGGAAAUCCGCGCUGGAACUCAUUAACACCAUUACGAUUAGUGCGAACACAAGUUUUGCCUCAUUCAAACACAUACUUAUCGAGGCAUCCUUGCCGCAUCUUAUCUCGACAAUGGCUCUAAACGACGAGCAUCAUUUAGUGAGAGCGGCAGCUUUUAAGUGUCUCCAAGAGAUGUUCGAAUGGAACGAUAUAGAAAACAUCAUUCCUAGAAAUCCAUAUAUUAAUAAAGUUUUAGAUGUACUAGCAACUCACAUAGAUCCGCUAGUGAAGGCCGAAAUGGUAAAAUUGGUGCGUAUAGCAUGUUUAAACCAAGAGGGGCUAGAAGAUGCAGUUUUGAGCAAAGUCUACCGGAGUAUGGAACAGAUUAUGUCGCCGAUGGCUUCCAGUUUAGUCCAGGUAGAAGGGCUUCAGUUUUGGUGCUCCAUCACUAUAAAACAUUUAUCGCAACAAGGUUGGUUGGAUCGAAAAUUCCCGUCAGUGACUUUUUCAAAACGGAUAAUAUCCAUGACUAAUCAGGAAGUACGGAAGCGAGUCUAUAAAGCCUUAAACGAGCUAACUGCAAUUGGGUGUUUGAGCACACUAGUUAAAGUGGCUCGCUUUGAAAAUCUGUCCGAAGAACCUGAAAAAUACCUUAAUAAAAUCCUUCUGCGAUUUAACGAAUUAUUUCGAGAACACGAUAUUACUCCGGAAUCAAUGGUGUUUAAUCAGGAGUUUGAGGAUAUGCCACACGUUUCUAACUGCAACUUUUCAACAUCGCUCAAUUUGCAGCAGACUAACGACUCUGAUAAAUUGCUACAAGAAAUCAUCGACGAUACUGUAAUGAAAAUGAUUCCUGAUGAUUUAGAGUUCUGUCAAGAUGAGGAUCUCUACACGUUAAUUGACGAAAAAUUUGCUAGGAAAAAUGCUCAUUUCGUCCGGCCAUUGAUGGGACUCGAGGCUUCAUAUACAACUCCCGCUGAAUUUGUGGACUUUGUUUUUCAAAGAAUCGCUUAUAUAACUUGCAGGAAAGACUCAGAGUACAAUAAGAAUAUGUCUUCUCCCCAACUAAAAAGUGCUGAUGUGUACAAUAUUAUAGAUUAUUAAGCGAAAUAUAUCAAUCAUUUUGA